UUAUCGUUUUUUUACGUUGGCAAAAGAGUUGUUCGGGGGGCAAAUAAAGAAGUAAAAGAUUUUUAAUAUGAUGUUUAUGAAAAAUCUAAUUUAGUCAUCAGCGCACUAGCAUUUUGUAAAGAUAUAUUUCUUUCUUUGAGCAUCAAACAAAAAUUCUCUCUUUUCCAUCCUCACCAAAUUCAUUGUUACAUAUUCCCCCACACUUUUUUCAACUUUAUUAUUGUCCCUUUGAAAAAAAUACAACAAUGUACAAUGCACUAAUUGUUGAUGAGGAUAAACAAGAGCCUCUUUUGUACAGAAAACAUGCAAAAUAUUUUCUACAAUUCUUAAAUUUGCUGCCAGCACGUUUGGCCUCGCAUGAUUCAACAAGAGGAUCAAUUGCGUUCUUCGCAGUAUGUGGCCUUGAUAUAUUAAACUCCUUGGAUAUGCUUAAAGAUCAUACAAGAGAUGGCAUCAUAGACUGGAUUUAUGGUGGCCAAGUAAUUCCCGAUAAAAACGGUCUACAAUGUGGCGGAUUUCAAGGCUCAAGGGCAUUGAAAAUCCUAUCGGACGAUGAAGUCUUGCAAGCUAACGCUAAAUGCUAUCAAUGGGGACAUCUUGCAAUGACCUACACUGGAAUAGCAACUCUUGCCACACUUGGCGAUGAUUUAAGUCGCAUUGAUCGAAAAGCUAUUGUUGAUGGAGUUGCUGCUGUUCAACGACCUGAUGGAAGCUUUAGCGCCUCAGUUGAGGGUAACGAACAUGAUAUGAGAUUUGUAUAUUGCGCUGCUGCGAUAUGUGCGAUGCUUGAUUACUGGGGAGAUGUUGAUAAAGAGAAAAUGGCCGAUUAUAUCAUUAAAAGUAUCCGCUACGAUUACGGUGUGAGCCAACACUUUGAAGCUGAAUCUCAUGGAGGAACUACAUUUUGCGCAAUUGCAGCAUUGAAUUUAAGUGGUCAAUUAGAUAAGCUAAGUGAAAGCACAAUUGAAGGAAUCAAACGUUGGCUUAUCUUUCGUCAGAUUGAUGGAUUCCAAGGAAGACCCAACAAACCUGUUGACACAUGUUAUUCGUUUUGGAUUGGUGCAUCAUUACAAAUCCUGAAUGGAUUCCAUUUAACAGAUUUUGAUGCAAAUCGGAAGUUCAUUAUGUCUACACAAGAUUCAAUAGUUGGUGGCUUUGCCAAAUGGCCAAGCUCAUGCACAGAUCCGUUCCACACAUAUUUUGGCCUCUGUGGUCUAUCCUUUAUCGACGAACCUGGUCUAUCCGAAGUUAUGCCCAGUCUCAAUAUCUCAGUCCGAGUCUACAAGCGCCUGAAAGAAAUUCACGAGAAAUGGCGAACAGAAAAUGUCGAUAGCCUAACAACUACCUCACACUGAAACGCUCCCCCACACUUGACCGCCAGCUCGUCGCACACAUCAAGUUUCAAGUGAGAGGAGCAACCACCAGAUAGAAGAUACACGCAAAAAGAAAAGUGAUUAUUUUUGUAUUAACUAAAGAAACUUUGCAAGUACUUGAUUUUUUUUUCUUUUUUAUUAUAUAUAAAUAUGCCAUACACAUAAGAUAAAAAUAAAUAAAAUAUAUAAGAAAACGAAAGUAGAUAAGGUACACAAUAUAUUGUGUAUACAACGAA
This is a messenger RNA of Episyrphus balteatus (marmalade hoverfly), 1609 nucleotides long. It is a transcript of the gene betaggt-I, whose product is annotated as geranylgeranyl transferase type-1 subunit beta. The transcript has 7 exons. Gene Ontology annotation, biological process: protein geranylgeranylation. The record is from RefSeq and is a predicted model, not a curated record. Gene Ontology annotation, molecular function: CAAX-protein geranylgeranyltransferase activity. The coding region runs from base 246 to 1355 and encodes 369 amino acids. Lineage: Eukaryota; Metazoa; Arthropoda; Insecta; Diptera; Syrphidae. Gene Ontology annotation, cellular component: CAAX-protein geranylgeranyltransferase complex.